AUGCAUCGCACUGCCCUUCGCUCGUACAAUACGACUCGCCUGCACCUCUCGUCUACCGUUCGACGCACGCUGAGCCGCGCCUCGAGACACCGCCAGCUCCCGAUUGUCCACGCUCAGCAUCGCGCGAUACACUUCAACUCGCAUAAACCACCUCGUUCCCAGUCGAGCACGACAACAAAUGAGCCGCUGAGAUCGUCCAUGUACUUUCGCCGCCUCCCCGUCGCUGUGGUCUCGAGCCUGGUGGUAGGUUAUGGUGCCUGGUACUCGUACAACGGAACGAGUCCUGCCAGCCCUGCUGCGAGCGUGACCGCGAGAGGGUAUGCGACCACACCCGACUCUGGUGUCGAGCCGACAAGGACUGUAUUGGUUGUCGGAGCCGACGAGCUGAGGCAGGGGACCAUUGUGGGUGAAGGACCGAUAUCGAAGGAGACGAGCAGCGACGGCAGGAAGAUUGUCGAGAUGCUCACUCCGGAGCAGGCCACGCAGAAGCUGAGGAAGAUGGAGCAGUCCUAUUCUGUUGGACGUGGCCAGGGCGUCACGCGAUACGACUUGGUGCAGCUGCCCAGCAACGAUCCAAUUGAGGAUGACCACGCGGAGAAGAUUGUACAGGUGCCCAGUCGGUCAAAGGAUGCCGUUGGCGACAAUAGCGACUGGAUGUUUUGGGGUGUCUUUGACGGCCACUCAGGCUGGACCACAUCAGCUACUCUCCGUGAGAGCCUGAUUAACUCUGUGGCCACGGAGCUCAACGAGACGUACAAGGCCGCUGCUGCGACUUUGCCGAGCGAGGACGCCAUCGACCUCGCCAUCAAGACCGGUUUCACUCGCUUGGACGACGAAAUUGUUCACAAGAGCGUUGAGAAGGUCUUCAAAUCAAGCAAUAAGAACGUUGCGGCUGAGCUUCUCCAGCCGGCUCUUUCCGGCUCCUGCGCCCUUCUCUCCUUCUACGACAGCAAGACCAACAUGCUUCGAGUUGCGUGCACGGGCGACUCGCGUGCCGUGCUCGGACGGCUCUCGGACACGGGCAAGUGGACAGCCACUGCACUCUCUGAGGACCAGACGGGCAGCAACCCCAACGAAGCUGCACGCAUGCGCAAGGAGCAUCCUGGCGAGGACCGAGUCGUGCAUAAUGGCCGCGUGCUCGGCGGGCUUGAGCCCACGCGUGCUUUCGGAGAUGCUGUGUAUAAAUGGAGCCGCGACACCGCCAUGAAUCUGCGCUCCAAGUUCUUUGGACGCACCCCGUCGCCGCUGCUCAAGACCCCGCCGUACGUCACGGCCGAGCCCGUGAUCACCAAGACCAAGGUAAGCCCGGAGAAGGGUGACUUUUUGGUUCUCGCGACAGACGGGUUGUGGGAGAUGCUCACCAACGAAGAAGUCGUCGGGCUUGUGGGCCAAUGGAUCCAGAAUCAGGCAGCUGGCCAGGACUCUCACUUUGAAGCGACAUGGUCCAAGAUCUUUGGGUCGUCCAAGCACCCCCUGCCAGUGGAGAAGGGCAAGGCGGAUGGGCCUGACGGGCAGAAGACCCCGAUCCGCGUUCAGCAAUGGGGCAUAGAUCCCCAAGCCAAGGACCGGUUCUCGGUGAAGGAUAAGAAUGUCGCCACCCACCUGGUCCGCAAUGCUCUCGGGGGAUCCAACGACGAGCAAGUAUGCGCCUUGCUCACCUUACCUGCCCCCUUCUCCAGGCGUUAUCGGGACGACUUGACUGUUCAGGUCAUCUUUUUUGGCAACGCCGAGAAGACAGGCGAGGUCGUGGUCAACACCGAGGCAACUGCGCCUGAUGCGACCCUCAAGGCCAAAUUAUAG
This is a messenger RNA of Emericellopsis cladophorae, 1800 nucleotides long. RefSeq names its product Protein phosphatase 2C-like protein. NCBI's taxonomy places the organism in Eukaryota, Fungi, Ascomycota, Sordariomycetes, Hypocreales, Bionectriaceae. Gene Ontology annotation, biological process: protein dephosphorylation. The coding region runs from base 1 to 1800 and encodes 599 amino acids. The record is from RefSeq and is a predicted model, not a curated record. The transcript has 3 exons. Gene Ontology annotation, molecular function: protein serine/threonine phosphatase activity.